AUGCCUCCUCUGUCGGCAUAUACACCUUUUGAGUCCUUGCUCUUCUUCCAGUCCCUGGCCACGUCCGAUGUGCGACCGGCGAGCUUCGCGACAAUCUCCAGUUCGUUGCGAAACAACCCGUUAGUUCGGCAGAAUGUUGCGUUUAGUGCCGAUCGCUUGACUGUCGAGGCAUUGGAGGAUCUUUACGCGACAUUGCUGCGCGAUGGGUUCGAUCGCGAUGCUCUGGCCGGACCGAAUGUACGACCCACCGAAAGCUCCGGCGCAAGCAACCCCAAGAAGCGCAAAAUCUCCAGCCCGCGACCAGAGGGGCUAUCGGAUGGAGUUACACAUGCUGUUCUGGUUCCAGAGCUCGUGUCGCAUCUCUAUGCGCGGUACAAGGAGCUUGUAACGAAGGAGAUCAAGGACGACGAAAAGAGAUAUACUGCGAUUAAGGAUGAAAUCGAGCAUUUGAAGGAGGAGAGUAAGCCGCUUGGCACAAGUGUCAAGGACGCUGUCAAGGUUGGGGACAAUCUCGAGGCCGAACCCAUGGAUGUGGAUGUGGAUGUGAAGGAAGAGACCUUGCGACGGGAGUACUCAAACCCUGAAGUUUUUCCAGUGCAACCGCCUCAAGCAAAGAAACCGCUGGGAGAUGGUGCUGGUCAAACUCAAGCAAAACAAUCUCAGCCCCCAGCUCCUUCGCAACCACCAACUCACGACAUUCAAACACAACCACAGGCCGUUAAUGGUCAAACUCCUACGCAAACAUCAGAUGCCCCGUCGCUCGCGCCUCGGGCUCAGGAGACAGCCCCUGCCACACCUGCCGCAGCAAGAGCCCCGCAUCCAUCUCAGAUCGCGCCUCGUCCCAAUGUGCCAGGAGCCACGCCUCUAGCCGGGAAGCCUGGGGUUCCCUCAGGAUCGGCGCAACCAACUCCUACCCAAUCAAGCUUCCAGCAGUGGCAGCUCGAUCCAUCUCCUCAAUCUCCCUAUUCCGCCACUCCCACAGCUGUUCCAGCGCAACCAACCUCCGUGGUUACGAAACAACCCCCACCCGGUUCCAUCCAGCUUCCACCUAAAAAGAUCUCAAUACCGUCUAAUGUUCCGAGCACACCAGGUGCUCUUCCUUCGGGCGCCCAGACACCUGUGCCUAUCGGCCAUCCGCGUAUUUCGCACACCCCGAGUAUCGUUAUACCGCCACACACAGAUCGCCGGGGCUCGCGUCCUCGCCUAUCCAUUGAUACACCAGGCUCUUCCACGCCAUGGAAGAUGACACCGCGUGCGAGCGUUGCUGAAUCUCCAGUAUCACCCGCACGUCCAGGUCCAGGAGACGUCAGUCCGAUAAGUGACCGAGCUUCAUCUCCCGAUGCUAUGGAUGAGUCGACCCCCCGAGAACGAAAGUCUCGACGUGGCCAGCCAGAGGGCAAGUCUGGAUCUAAUAUUAAAUCCGAGAAAACAUCCACUCGACGGACACGUGCGGCAAGCACUGCAUCGUCGCCAAGCCGUGGGCGUUCUGCGACCCCAAGAGGAAUGUCUCCAGAAGUCGAGGCUUCGCGGGCUACUAGCCGCCGCAAGGGUGCUGUGGUUGAUACGGAUGAUCAAGUCACGAAAAGUCGCUCUAAACGCAAGCGAGGUACUAGCGAAGCAUUGGAGCCAGAAUCUACACCCAUGGAGGCCCCUAGGGUCGAUACCCGCUACGUUAUGUGUACACGCGGUUUCCACCGGACUGCAGCACCGAUUUUGAACGAUGUGACCACCCAUAAGCUUGCUUCCAUCUUCGCAAAACCCAUCGGGGAACGUGAUGCCCCAGGCUACCACGAUCUUAUUUACCGACCUCAAGACCUGAAGUCUAUCAAAUCUGCCGUGCACCAGGGAAGCAAAGCUGUGGUUGCGGCGACAGAGGCUGUCAGUACACCCGCAGGCGAUGGCGAAUCACCCGCUCCUGCCGUAGGGACACCUUCCAAGCAUAAUGCCCUCAUGCUGCCAAAGACCGAAGAUCUCGUGCCUCCAAAGGGUAUCGUGAACUCUUCGCAGCUGGAAAAGGAGUUCAUCCGCAUGUUUGCCAAUGCAAUCAUGUACAACCCAGCUGCUGAGCGUGGCUUCGGCCCUGCUUUCCCCAUGAUCAGUGACCGUGGUACUCGUGAGAGCACGCAGUCAGAAGGCGACGAAGGUGGCAUCAUCCAGGAUUCAAUGGAGAUGUUCGAGGACGUCGAGCAGGCCGUCAAGCGCUGGCGUGCUGCAGAACGCACCGCCGACGAACUGGCGAACAAGAACGUUCUCUCCCUUCGACGCGGCAGCGCCAGUGAUUUCAAUACUGAUAGUGCCGACGACGCUAAAGGGUGA
Messenger RNA from Penicillium atrosanguineum, 2316 nucleotides. RefSeq lists its product as uncharacterized. The transcript has a single exon. The coding region runs from base 1 to 2316 and encodes 771 amino acids. NCBI's taxonomy places the organism in Eukaryota, Fungi, Ascomycota, Eurotiomycetes, Eurotiales, Aspergillaceae. Gene Ontology annotation, molecular function: protein binding. Gene Ontology annotation, cellular component: NuA4 histone acetyltransferase complex. The record is from RefSeq and is a predicted model, not a curated record.